Zophobas morio is the source of this 1029-nucleotide messenger RNA. RefSeq names its product putative nuclease HARBI1. The record is from RefSeq and is a predicted model, not a curated record. The transcript is spliced from 5 exons. Lineage: Eukaryota; Metazoa; Arthropoda; Insecta; Coleoptera; Tenebrionidae. The coding region runs from base 1 to 1029 and encodes 342 amino acids.
AUGGAUGAUUUUAUAAUGCAAAAUAUUUUAAACGAAAAUAUUGAGGAUUUGGAACCCCCUUCGCGACGUACUGGCAAUCCCUUAACUGAAUUGCCCGAAAAACAAUUUAUCAAGUUAUUUAGGGUUAAUAAGAGACUGUUUAAUUAUAUUGUUAGUUUAGUGGAGCCAUAUAUGCGACCAAAACGAAUAUCGACAGAUCUAGCUGUUAAUACACGGGUUCUUGCAGCCUUGCGUUUUUAUGCUGGUGGUAGCUAUCAGGCAGAUGUUGGAUAUAAUGCUUACAUCGGGGUCUCCCAACAAAGUGUAAGCCGAAGUGUCCGAGAAGUUACAGAAGCACUGAAUAGACCAGAAAUUUUAAAUACAGUCAUUAAAUUUCCCAGAAAUUUCCAAGAGCUUCACACUAAAAGAAUUCAAUUUUAUAACGAUUUCGGAUUUGCUGGAGUAAUAGGAUGCAUAGACUGUACCCAUAUAGCCAUUGUACCUCCCCCCAAAAACAAUCCACUUUUACCAGAAAGAGCUUUUGUUAACAGAAAAGGUUUUCACUCAAUAAAUUGCCAAUUGAUAUGUGAUUCCAGAUUAAAAAUUAUGAAUGUUGUGGCUUCAUAUCCUGGGAGUAUUCAUGAUUCCUUCAUUUGGAAUAAUAGUCCUGUUCAGGAUAUAUUACGUGGCAUUCACCAAACAGGAAAUUUGGAUUUUUUCUUAUUAGGAGAUUCCGGCUAUCCGCUUAGGUCAUGGCUGCUAACACCAGUACAACCAGAACCACAAGAAAACACAUCUGAGUAUCGUUUUAACAUACAACAUCAGAGAGUCAGAAGUUUGGUAGAACGAUGCAAUGGGUUAUUGAAGGGAAGAUUCAGAUGUUGUUUAAAAGAUCGAGUGUUGCAUUAUAGGCCAGAAGUAGCCGGAAAAAUCAUAAACGCUUGUGUGGUUUUGCACAAUUUGUGCAUUGAAAAUAACAUUCCUCCACCUGAAGAUUUGGAAGAAAUUAAUAUUCGUGAUGGUACUGAAGUCACCCGCAUCUCUUUAUAA